ACGUGGAUAAUGUAAUUGGCAGACAGCUCCUGUUCAGGCCGGGUUUGGCCCUUUUUUUAGGCCAGGGUAGAAGGAGGAAUGUAAUGAGUGAGGAUGUGGCCUGAAUUGAAAAUAUGGACUUUGCCAUUUGAAAAUAUUUAGAUUUCUCAAAGUCUUUGGUAGAAAUCAGCAACAGGAAACAUAACUCCUGCCUAAGGAUAUUAAUAUCUGUCAUUUGUUGGCUGAAAACCUUUGAAGAGAAAAGAUGGGUGCUAACUUCACCCUUUGCUGCUGUCACUACUAUCUGAUGCAGAACAGAGAGGAGAGGAAAGCUAUUCUACGCAUGAGGACCAGUUCAAGAUCCAGACCACCUGAGCAACUAUCCAGUGAUUCCAGUGACAGUGAGACAGAGGAAGAAAGCCUCUUUGGGCCACAGUGUUUGGCAAAAAACCCAAAGUACAACCAGCAGAGCCAGAGAUCAAUGGUGGAUUGUUGGGCUGAAACCAUCGGAGCUGAAGAGGCUCAGAUUAGACGUGGAUCGGACAGAGAGCUGAAGGCUUUCAUCAACAUGAGAGACCAAGCUGAUACGGCUACAGAGGAAUGGGAGAAGCUGAAUUAUGACAUCCACACGCUGCGUUAUGCCAGGCGAGAGGUCAGAUCCCGGUGGAAGAAGAUCCUCCUGCAGCUGGGUUAUCAGUGUGAGGUGGAUUCCCUGCUAUGCGUAAACAGACAGCGCCAUUUCAAUCCAAAUCAAGAACAUCUUGGAAAAGCUGCUGACCUUUUUAAACAACUCCUGGACCACACCUCUCUGUUUCCUCUUGGAACAGAACAUAACAGCAGAUACCUUUAUAUCAUGGACCGUCUGGUGUCACUGGACAGCGCUGAGGACUUUAUCAAACUGGCCAAAGAGAAAUAUCCCAAAAAGGAAGGCUGAGAGGAAAAAAACAGUCAGGAAACAAGGGGGAAAGUUGAAAUAGCACAUCAAACAUGGCUGAACUGUUAAAAGAUACAUACAGUGAUGUGCAAACACUUUGGAAUACUAACAUCUUAUUAUGUGUUGAUUCAGAAGUGUCAAAUAUGUUUAUCUUUGAAUGCAGACUAGUCAAUCCUUCCCAAGUUGUUUUAGACCUUUGUUAUUUUUUUUUUUUUUCAUUCAUUUAAGUUGAUGUUUUUUUUGUAAAUAUAGAACUACCCUUGUUUGCACCAAAUUUGUUUUGAACUGCUUUGACUGAGAAAUAUCCUUACCGCAGCAGCUUUGCAUUUAAAAGUUUUACGAAUGAAAGCUAGACUUGACAAUUAUAAGCUACCUUGUGCUGAACUUUUACAUAAAUCAUAAAACCAACAAGAUA
Cyprinodon tularosa is the source of this 1328-nucleotide messenger RNA. RefSeq names its product melanoregulin-like. The transcript has 5 exons. Gene Ontology annotation, cellular component: melanosome. Gene Ontology annotation, biological process: melanocyte differentiation; melanosome transport. Lineage: Eukaryota; Metazoa; Chordata; Actinopteri; Cyprinodontiformes; Cyprinodontidae. Bases 245 to 913 code for a protein of 222 amino acids. The record is from RefSeq and is a predicted model, not a curated record.